This is a messenger RNA of Centruroides sculpturatus (bark scorpion), 359 nucleotides long. RefSeq names its product 26S proteasome non-ATPase regulatory subunit 11-like. The coding region runs from base 77 to 358 and encodes 93 amino acids. Lineage: Eukaryota; Metazoa; Arthropoda; Arachnida; Scorpiones; Buthidae. The transcript is spliced from 4 exons. Gene Ontology annotation, biological process: ubiquitin-dependent protein catabolic process. Gene Ontology annotation, molecular function: structural molecule activity. Gene Ontology annotation, cellular component: proteasome regulatory particle, lid subcomplex. The record is from RefSeq and is a predicted model, not a curated record.
GGCUCGCAGUGAUUAUAAAAAAGAAUUAGAAGGUGAUCAAAUUAUCAAGUCCCAUUUGGCCACACUUUAUGACAAUAUGCUGGAGCAGAAUUUGUGUAGAAUCAUUGAGCCCUAUUCUCAUGUUCAGGUUAAAUAUAUUGCUAACACUAUACAUUUACCAAUGGAUACUGUAGAGAAGAAAUUAUCACAAAUGAUUUUAGAUAAAAAAUUUAAUGGAAUAUUAGAUCAAGGAAAAGGAGUUCUUAUUAUUUUUCAGGAUACAUCUAUUGACAAAACUUAUGAAGCUGCUUUAGAGACUAUUCAGCACAUGGGAAAAGUUGUGGACUCUCUGUAUCAUAAAGCAAAAAAAUUAUCAUAAU